Molecule: messenger RNA, 1269 nt
Organism: Aureobasidium vineae
Lineage: Eukaryota; Fungi; Ascomycota; Dothideomycetes; Dothideales; Saccotheciaceae
Source: the annotation of a GenBank genome assembly
AUGUGGUACAUUACGCGCAUCUUGUCGGCGCUCCUGUUUCUCUUCAGCGUCGUCUUCACCAUCCCACUGGCCUUUGAUGUCGGCGGCCGAACCUGUGGUCUUGCCUUUUCACUCUCGCUGAGCGCCUUCUACUUCUUCUACUCUGCGCUACGACUCGCCACGCCCGAUCGCUCGAGACUUCGCUAUGCCCUCGUCAACACCAUCGCUGCCUCGCAGUGGAUCGUCAUCCCCACCCUCAUGAUCUGGAGUCUCAACAAGUUUUCGGUCGACUCGGACGCGAGCGCGUGGGUGGAAAAANAGACCUUCAGUGGGAAAAGAGCACAGCACGAUACUUUCUAUGCAUGGGUCUUUGGUAGCGACGGCCUGGUGCAGUCACUCACCAUUGGUGGCUGGGACAAACUGCUGCGCUGGUCGACCNCCGUCUUCCAGCUGAGUGAAGGCUUCUGCAGUCUGCUCGUCAUCCAAGCCGCUGGUCAGAUUACACGAUACCUGGUGAACCGUGAAGGAGGUGAUGGUUGGAUGAUCGGACUGCUGAUCACCUCUGCCUCGAUCAUCUCGAGUUCCGUCUACUUCCUAUGGAGAAUCACCACUUUUCCGGAGCUCGGUAAUGUCGAUGCUAUCCUGAUCGGCGUUGCUAUUACCUGCGCUUUCUUCCUCUGUGUCUGGGGCAUUGGCAGCGGCAAGGGUAACCCCGUCGAGAGCUCGCUGCUCCCUUCGAACCCAGCCCAAUCCGUUCCUGUUCCUGCCGAGCCAGACUUCCCGCCAUUGCCUCCAAUCAUUAUGGCAUCCUACUCGACUCUGAUGCACGCCCUUUCUACUCUCCCAUCUACGAUCCACACUUCGUUCAACUUUCUGUUCGCAGCAAUUAUGACCAUCACCNCCUCCGUCAUCAUUUCGCUGGCAUACCGUCUCUUCGUUAUGUACGCUUCCGCUCGUAUCAUCCCGGCUGUGCGCGAAUCAGGAGCUCGCGCGCUUUCGCAAGAACCGUCGCUGGAAGACAGUGACGGCGUUGGUCAGGUCCUCGGGUUCCUUGGAUACUUCAGCCCAAGUAUCUUGAUAGCUGUCUACACCAGUCUCUUGAUGCAACAUUUCGCUUCGGCUUCAGCUGAUCACCCUGGAGAGUGGUGGACCAGUCAAGGCGGAGAUGCAGGUAGCAACGUCUGGAGAUGGGCCAAUCUGGCUGGUACUAUGGCACUCUAUGCAGUGGAGUUAUAUCUUGGCAAGGGCCAUGACGACAGUAGUCUCACAAGUCAUUGGAAGAUCGAUUGA